AUGGGAAAAGGGUGUGAGCUUGGAACCUCUGUUCUUGCCCGCAUCACAGUUUUUCGCUUGACAUCAUUAUUUAUAAUCAUCACAACUAUUUCUAUUAUAGUUGACUUUUCUGGUCUUAUUCUUCCGUCUGGUACUCUGGUUAGAAUUUUAGAACUCAAUGCGUCCUAUUUCCUGAAAUCUGGAGGCUAUUUUGUUAUCAAUCAAGGUCAAUUCUUGAUCCUUAUACUCAUUCAUAUGUUGAAUCUUUAUUUGGCAAACUGCGUAGAUUCUACUAUUCCGAUAGAGGCUGUAUUUGCUUCUGAAAUGAAGAAGCUGCAAGCAGAGCAAUUUAAACCAAUGGAUCAAGUCACCCUUGAAUCCUCAUAUUUCUUUUAA
Messenger RNA from Lactuca sativa (garden lettuce), 375 nucleotides. NCBI's taxonomy places the organism in Eukaryota, Viridiplantae, Streptophyta, Magnoliopsida, Asterales, Asteraceae. The record is from RefSeq and is a predicted model, not a curated record.